GCAAUUCUGAUUUCUUGCGGCACCAUGUCAAUAUAAAUACUUGUCUCGACUCGAGCAUGCCGUGAAAGAAAACUACUUUACCAAAGGCAAACGGAUAGAAGGAAGCCAACACGAUACAAAUGAGCGAGGGGUUUUCAAAAAAACAGAAGCACGAUGAAGAAGGAAGCGGUGGGGAGAACAGCAGAGAAGAGCAAGAAGAGGCAUUGAUCGCUCUUAUCGAACACCGUACCAAAGAAGUUCAGCAUCUCAAACAGCGUAUCUCCUAUUACAAAUCUCAGCUUGAUGAAGCAGAGAAGAGGUUGCAAGAUUCACAAUCUAAAUUGGCUCGUCUUCGAGGCCAAGAUAAUGCAGUGUCUUCUAGAAGUUCUCUGGCUAAUGGAACUAAAAAUGUUAAGGUGGAGCGGAGAUCAAUCAGUCCUGUUCCUGUUGAUAAAUGGCCUUCUAGAUCCCAACCUCAAUCUAGAACGGAACUGGUAAUUCCUGCUGUAAAUCCCAAGAUUUCUCAGCCUCUAAAAUCAACAUGGUCUGGUGUGAGAGAUCCUGUUGGGUCCAGUGCUCAAGGAAGUCCUGCAUCUCACCCUAACAGUGUUGUAAAAGGGGAGAAAUCCUAUGGAAAUUCUUGUGAUAGAGAAGUUGUUGAAGUUCAAGAUAGAGGAACAAAAAGAAAGUUUGAGCAGAAAGAACAUAAAGAAUUGAUCCCACUGGUGCAAAGCAGUUCUUCACCUUGCACAAUUCGCUGUCAUUCAAGCAACCACAUUUCCAGUCAGCAUAAAAGAAAGUUAAGAAGUCUUUCAUUGUGCCCAGUGAACGAUCAGCUUUUUGUGACCAGUGCUUUGGAUGGAGUUGUGAGCUUGUGGCAGCUUCAAUCUAGGGGGUCAGGCGCCUCGUUGCUUAGUUCAACUGAUUGUGUGUCUCCAAAGCAGAGGAGAUGGCCUGAAGAUAUAGCCUGGCACCCACAGGGAAACAGCCUCUUUUGUGCUUACACUGCUGAUAGUGGGGAUUCUCAGAUAUCAGUCCUAAAUCUGAAUAAAACACAUGGGAGAGCUCGUGUGACUUUCCUUGAUGAGAAACCUCAUGUUAAAGGUAUCAUCAAUAGCAUAAUUUUCUUGCCAUGGGAAAAUGCUUCUUUUGUGACUGGUGGUAGUGAUCAUGCUGUUAUGCUUUGGAGUGAGAGAGAUGCUGAGAACUCAUGGAAGCCAAAGGCACUGCACAGGAAUAUGCAUUCCUCUGCUGUCAUGGGAGUUGCUGGGAUGCAGCAAAAGCAGAUUGUAUUGUCUGCUGGUGCUGACAAGAGGAUUAUUGGGUUUGAUGCUGGAGUAGGAAGAGCUGAUUUCAAGCAUCAGAUAGAAAGUAAAUGCAUGAGUGUUCUUCCAAAUCCAUGUGAUUUCAAUCUAUUCAUGGUUCAAACUGGGACACCGGGGAGGCAGCUGCGGUUGUUUGAUAUUAGAUUGAGGCAGACUGAAAUUCAUGCUUUUGGAUGGAAGCAAGAAAGUAGUGAGUCCCAGUCAGCUCUGAUAAAUCAGGCUUGGUCUCCUGAUGGUUUAUACAUAACAUCUGGUUCAGCAGACCCCAUAAUCCACCUCUUUGAUAUCAGAUACAAUGCUCACAGGCCAUCCCAAUCAAUAAAAGCUCAUCAUAAACGGGUUUUUAAAGCUGUGUGGCAUUAUUCUUAUCCACUUCUUAUUUCCAUAUCUUCUGAUCUAAACAUUGGAUUGCACAAGAUUUAGAAUGUCAUUAACAUAGGACAGAUUUUUACUUGGUAAGUGUUUUCGUUUUCUUGCCACACUGUCAUCAGAUGGUAAUACGAAACCAUUGGGAUGAAUAGGAUGAAAGAAGAUGACUUCUGGGAGAAGAAAUUCUGAUUAAGGGAUUGUGUUAUUCAUCAGAUGGGGGCUCUGAUAUAUGAUGCUGCUGGCAUAUAAGCAUCUGAUGACUGAUGAAACUGAGAACCCAGGCUAGGGAUGACUUACCAGAUUUUGUGAUUGUUUUCGUCCUUUUAGGAAAAUUAUAAUUUUUGUGUAUUCCGUAACAGUGUGAUAUUUACUUUUAAUGUUGCAUAGUAACAUGGGCGAUGAAGUAUGUGUUUAAGGCUUCAAGUUUGAUCCCA
Mangifera indica (mango) is the source of this 2107-nucleotide messenger RNA. RefSeq lists its product as uncharacterized. Gene Ontology annotation, molecular function: protein binding. NCBI's taxonomy places the organism in Eukaryota, Viridiplantae, Streptophyta, Magnoliopsida, Sapindales, Anacardiaceae. Bases 120 to 1727 code for a protein of 535 amino acids. The record is from RefSeq and is a predicted model, not a curated record. The transcript has 7 exons.